GCUCACAUGGGCACCACAGCAGCUUCCCAUUUCACUGCCGCCUCACUCUCACAAUGUAAAGUCCUCAAAAGCCCCGACUGCAUCUUUAAUGUCCUGUAGGGGUUUGUCCAAUUAGUGAGUGGGUGGAGCACACACAGGAGCAAACCUACCGGAAAAAGAGAACCCACUCACUUUCCUCCACCUAACCUGAGCCGACACACUGGGGGGGAAAGCCGCUGGCUCUUCGCCUGAAGUUUCUCCAGCCGCGGAAAAAGUCGAAGGGAGACGGAAAGUCGAGGCGGACGGCGCUGGAGGAACAUGAUUGAGGUGUCGAUACCGUCGCUGGAGAAGGAGGUGGACGAGUCUGGCAAGUCGAAGAAGCUUUUCAGAGUUGAAGUCUUGUUUAACGAGAGGAAACAUUAUGUACUCAGAAGAAACAGCGAAUUCCAGACGCUCCACAGGAAGCUUAAGAAGAUCAUCCAGACUCCUGAUUUUCCGAGCAAAAGGAACCCCCAUCUGAGGACCAAACCUCUGGAGCAAAGGCGGCAGGAGCUGGAAGAUUACAUACAGGAAAUUAUCUAUCAAAAUGAAGACGUGCCUCAAGUGCUGCUGGACUUCCUCCAUUUGAAGCACUUCCACACGGGGAACAAGAUCAGCAGCGUCGAGUCACUGGAAGAACUGGACAGUCAGGAUUACAAUUUCCAUUUACCACAGCAACGGGUUCUGGGCUUCUUCCAGGAUCCUUAUCUGCAUGGCAGCUCAUCAGGCCUCCCGGACAUCGUAGUGGACGGAGUUCUGCAGGGUUUCUACCCCCGAGAUGUCCGGGUCAGCUUCAGCGCCUCUAUUCUCCCUGACCACAAUACCUAACAGGCGGCACGGUCCAAAGACCCAAAACUGGCAGAAUUAUGGCGACAUUUCAACGAAUUGCAGUACCAUUGGAACAGUUCAUUUGACUCAGGAGAAGAAAUCCAGGAGACCUUUCAAGCUCAUUUUGGUCAUUGUGACUUGAAUCAAAUUCAGUUUCUCUGAAAACCUGAAUAAUAUGCACACAAAAGCUUAAAUCAACUUGGGUCUUCUUCCAGACACUGAGCUUGAUUUUUUUCAAAAUGAGAGGCUUUUUCUAGAAGAUUUUUAUUUUCUUUUGGAUUUACUAAUAUAUGGCAAAAUCUAACAGCCUUUUUCACACAAACUGUGUCACAGAAUCAAAACAAAGCAACAAAUGAGCAAGGCACUGUCAAUAUUCCGUUUCACCUUUUUUUCCCUUCCACUGAACUUUCCAUUGAUAUGUUUUGACACGUCACUCUUCUUAAUAAAGGAUUUUAAUGACCAUCUGCUGGACAA
This is a messenger RNA of Poeciliopsis prolifica (blackstripe livebearer), 1320 nucleotides long. RefSeq names its product sorting nexin 22 (gene snx22). The record is from RefSeq and is a predicted model, not a curated record. The transcript has 7 exons. Gene Ontology annotation, molecular function: phosphatidylinositol phosphate binding. Bases 298 to 846 code for a protein of 182 amino acids. Lineage: Eukaryota; Metazoa; Chordata; Actinopteri; Cyprinodontiformes; Poeciliidae.